Molecule: messenger RNA, 2019 nt
Organism: Neocloeon triangulifer
Lineage: Eukaryota; Metazoa; Arthropoda; Insecta; Ephemeroptera; Baetidae
Product: achaete-scute complex protein T4-like
Exons: 2
Coding region: 21-929 (302 amino acids)
Biological process (GO): regulation of transcription by RNA polymerase II; developmental process
Molecular function (GO): protein dimerization activity; DNA-binding transcription factor activity, RNA polymerase II-specific; RNA polymerase II transcription regulatory region sequence-specific DNA binding
Source: RefSeq, a predicted model, not a curated record
UGAACGCGUGCUGAACGAACAUGGCCUUCGCAGGUGAAGCAUCGCCCGUCAAGAAACAGAGACUUUCCUCGCCGGACUCCUCAACGUUGCACGCCAACAACAACAACAACUUCAACAACAUGAACGUGGCGCUGACGCCGGCGCCCCGCGGCCGGGGGCGCAAGUCGGCGCAGACCUUCGUGCAGGUCAUCCCCGGGCAGCCGGUGUCCGUGGCCCGACGCAACGCCCGCGAACGCAACCGCGUCAAACAGGUCAACAACGGCUUCUCCAACCUCAGGCAACACAUCCCCUUCACGUCCAGAAACAAAAAGAUGAGCAAGGUGGAGACUCUGAAGUGCGCCGUCGAGUACAUCCGCGGAAUGCAAAUCAUGUUGGAGGAAAACGGCGGCUACCACGUUGACCUCACGCAAAACGUGUCCUCCUCGUCACCAAUGUCCAGUUUGCUGGACGACGACGAGUCGCUGAUUUACGAGGCUUCGGCCCAGCACCAGGACAACACGCCGACGUCAUCCAGCGUUAUUGUUGACGAAUACGGCAACCAGUACUUCGGCAACGCGGCCGAGGUGUCCGUCCUCACGCCCACCUCGAUGGUCCUGCAGCAGCGACAAGGGUCAUCCCUGUCACCCGGCUACAGCGACCGCUCCUCCAACUCGCCGGCCACCGCCUCCGAGGUCACCAGCACCGGCUACAUGGGAGUCUUUGCCGCGGCCGCCGCCGGCCUUGUUUGCCACAAGGACGAGUCGGCGAUGACCAGUCUGGGCUUGAAAAAGGAGAUGCUGGACGAGGAAGACGUCAAAAUGUUCCAAAAGGGUGGAUUUCUGCAGAUGGACGCCGCGAUGACCGCCGCCGACGUCAGCAUGAUGGAAACGAACUUGUGGUGGGAGCUCGAGCAGUCGCGACGGAUGCAGCAGCAACAACACACGGCGUGAUGUAGAGCCCAGGCUAAUUAAUUAGGUUGUAAAAAAUGCAAAGCCCUGUCAAGGAAGUCCCUUUCGGAGAUCUCGCCCGUGGUGCCUUUCUCGCUCGUCCAAUUGAUGACUUGCCAUCUCGAGGAUGCCAUCAGUGUAAAUAGAACUUACGGAGAGCACAAAAACGAAAUUUGAGAAGACAAAAAUAUGAGCUUGUGGCACAAAUCUGAAAGCCAGGAAAUGAAAAAAAAAUGAAGUGCCUUGUUAAUUAUUUUUAUAAAAUGUAUACAAACUUGCUGAACUAUUAUAAUAGACUGGUGAAAUUUUUUAUCAUUUUUAAUUCACUUAAAAAAUUUUAAUUAUAAAUUUUGCAAAAUUUUGUCUUAUUCAUAUGUGUAAGACUAAAAACGACCAAUGGAAGUCAUAGCUUUAAUAAAAAAUAAAAAAAUGAUUUUUGAAAGUUCUAUGUUCUUUUGGCAGAUUAAUAAAUUUUUAUAUGUGAGAAUUUUUCACCAGUUUAUAUACAAAAAUCCUAAAAGACAUUGUGAUAAAUUUUAGCAACCAGCAUUCCAGUGAAUCAAACAAUGCCGCCGACCAAUAUAAGACAGCAAUAAUAAAUUCUCCUGGCAAUCAAUAAAGGCAAUUAAAAGCUCCUGUGCCUUGUGAAUUAUUGCAACUUUUGAAAUUUAUCUCUCCUCUCCUGUCUCAAUGGUGCUAUCGCUGAUCAUUAUCUUGACCAAUUGAUAUUUUCUCGUCGUUAUUUGCUUGUAAUAAUACACCGCAGAAGCCUCUGUCUAUUGUAACCUUUUUUCGAAACACCUUCUUAGGUCUGUUCAUUAAUUUUAUUGCUACUUUUAUAAUUACUCUCAUUUAUACUGAUCUCCACCCGCGAUUUUGUCUGUUCGAUUAUCUCAUCUGCCAUAUAUAUGAAUUUUGCCAGCCUCCGUGCUGCAAUUUGUAACAUUAUUAUAUCUUGUUUUGCUUCUCUGCAAAUCUGCUGUACAUAAAAUUAUGCCCCUUAUGGAAAUAUUUAUUUUUUGUACCAUAUUAUUACGCUCGAUGUAUUUUUAUAAAUGCAUUUACAGGCAGUCUACUUAAUCAUUAUACUCUG